UAUCAGUCCUUUGAUUAAUCUAUUUGAUACACAGAUAUCUGAUUAGAAGAUCGUUCAGAUUAUGGGGGAGACUGUGAGGCUCGGUGUUGUGUUGGUGCUGUGGGUCCUAAUGCUGCACGGGUCGCCCGCCUGACUGCCUGCCUGUCUGUCUGCUGCUGCUGCCGCCGUGCAGGAAGAGCAGGACAGCGGCAGGCGGUAACUAGCCUCGGCCACAGGCGACUGUAAACAACACGCAUUUCAUAAUCCGCACAACACAGAGAGAGAUAGGGGGACAGCAGUUCUGCGGGCUUUUAAAACUUCACCCUUCGGUCUGCGGACUCCUGAUUACGAGCAGUAAACCCGCUACAGGAUCAACUACUGAUAUAAAACAGCCUGCCUGUAGAUAGUUAGCCACCUUAGAUUGCCUAGCUAAUGCUAGCUCGAUAUUGGCAGAGCACUGCGUUAACCUUAGCUACAUUGCUAAUUUUAGCUCCGUAGCGAAGCUAGCUUUAGCUCUGUUGGUGUUUGGCUCGGUCGCUAACCAGGUUAGGUUAGCUAGCGUAGCUAAGUUAGUUAGAGCUACCUUAAACAACUGGUCAAACAACCGAGAAGUCUGUGACCGUUAGCUCAUAUAACCUAGCUAAGCGACAAUACUGUGUGUUGGUAUAUUAACAGUGUAAAAACAGUGGCUAUGGAUACGUGUUAUUAAUGUAGCUUAGCUAGCUUAGCUCGUUAGCUAGGUUAGCUAGCUAUUGACACACCACUGCGUUAACGUUAGCUAUAUUGCUAACGUUAGCUAAGCUAGCUUUAGCUCUGUUUGCGUUUGGAUCGGGUCGUUAACCAAUAGGUUAUCUUGUGUUAUUUUUAAAGCUGGACAAACUAACGAGACGUUUGCGACUGUUAUCUAGCUAAUAUAACAUAGCUAAGCACCGUACUGCGUGGGAAUGUAGCUUAGCUCCUUAGCUAGCUUAGCUUAGCCGAACUAGCUAAUGCUAACUGCCUAGCAAACACAGUAUCUAGUUAGCUAAGCUAGCUUCAAGAUCGACUCCACGACUUCAAGUGUAAUGAUAGUUUAAACAUUUUAAAGACUAGAAUUCACGUUUUAGAAUCAGUGGUUUGUGUAACAACUACAUAACUCUCUAGCUAGCUUUGUUUGCUUGUUAUAUACCACUAGCUUGAGUGGCAGCUAUGCACAUCUGUAUUCCUCUAAGGCUGGCUAGUUCAUCAUUUUUAGUCGUAGCAGAUUGCAACGCUACGAAAUCACACCCAGAUGCAGGUAACUAAGGGACUACAGUCUUUUGCUUCUAACUGUACAGUGUCAGCUGUUGUCAGUGUAAAUGUCAGGCGUUGAAGUUACUACUGUAUGCAUCAUAACAACGUUAAAUCGGCUGUUUAUUAUGGAUUAGCCUGAAAGUGUUCAUAAUGAGAUGAAGAACGAGGAGUAGGAAACUGAAGCUGAUGGAAACAAUAAGCAUCAAUGAGUGUCAGCGAUGAAUAAUCAACAUUCAAAUGGUUUUUAAAAUAUUUCAACCAUGGGUGACAUGAAGACCCCUGAUUUUGAUGACCUUUUGGCUGCCUUUGACAUCCCUGAUGCUACCAGUCUGGAUGCCAAAGAAGCCAUCCAGGAGAGUCAGGAUGAUGCAGAAGGCCACCUUAAACACCCAGAGUUGUGCAUGGACAAUACAGCAUCCGUUCCUCACCCAGGGACUCCAUCGGAUGCUCCAGCUGUUAGUGUAAUAGUGAAAAACACUAAUCGUCAGGACUCUUUUGAACCCCACCUGGAAAAGGAGAGCUCACAGUUGGAUCAUCUCCUUCAAAAUGGGUUCAGGAAUUCUUCAAGCUCCCUUGACACGGAUCUUACCACUCAUAGUGAUUAUACAAUGUUGGAUGCUUCACCUUUGAAUGGGGACUGCUCAAGUGGAUUCUUGGAAAAAAAUCCUCUGACCUACAAUACAGAAAAGACUCCUACUCUCUCAAAGUCCAACUUAAGCUCUGCAUCCAGCCCAGAGUCAGAAGAAAUUCUGAGCAAUGGUAUUAUUAACUGUCCACAUCAUGGAGAUUCAUUUUUUUCAAAUGACUCACUGUUAAUGUCUGCAGACACCUCUAUGUCAGACAAUCAUGGAAACUCACAAGCAUACAAAGAUUCUGGUUGUGAAUUUGUGGAAAGCCCCAUCAGUGUGCCCGUGUUUCCGAUGGGAGGUGAAAGUUCAGAGUAUAAAAAAAAUCAGUUGGAAAAGACCUGUGAUCCAGUAACAGUGGAUGAUUGCACUGAUGAUGCUGGAAAAAGUUCAUACCCAACCCCUGAAACUAACCCUUCCUCUCCUCAUACAUGCGUCAAAACUCAGCCCUCAAAACUUUCUUCAUGCCUUGAUGCACUGGUGGCAUUGAAUGCACAAAGUGAUCCUAGUGAGCAAACAAAUCCAAGAGACUUGCAAGUGGCUUAUAAGGAAAACACAAAAGUUAGUCCUAAAGUGCCCAUAUCACCAAGGAGCCCAAGAAGCCCCCUCGAAGUAGUAAAACGAUUAAUUAAACAACCUGACAGCCCUAUGAGCAUAUGCAGUGACAGCAGUGGAAAAGCAUCUCCUGCUCUGGUUGCAGGGUCACCCCUAGCAAUUCCCAGGGUCAGAAUUAAAACAAUCAAAACCUCCUCUGGCCAAAUCAAACGGACUGUUACUAGCAUAUUUCCAGAUUCUGAACCUGAAGACCUCCAGUCACCCUUUGGAUCAUCUCCAUCUCAGUCAUCAGUUGAUGAUUCCUUCUUUAGGACAAUGCCUGUGUGUCAUUCCCAAGACAUUGCCAGUGAGGUUAUUUUUGAAAAUGGAAAGCAUGAGUCCUCAAAGACACCUCCCUCAGGUUGUGCAUCAGCAAAUACUGAUACUUCUAAAAGUUCAAAGAAACCCCAGUCCCCAAACGAUAGCUGUGGACUGAAAAGAACUCAGAAAGCAAGUAAGCAGAGGAAACUAUCUCCAUCUCCAACCAGCUGUUCUGCUAAUCCAAAUUACCUCCCUAAAGCAUUACACUUGGCAAACCUGAAUCUAGUUCCACAUAGUGUCGCUGCUUCAGUUACAGCAAGAUCCUCCACUCACAGGCAAGACCACACUCAGUUGUCUUCUCCUACAGUAUGCAGCAGUGUACCUUUAGUGCACCAAGUUCAAAAAACCUCCCCAAACACACGUGCCAUUAUUCCCAAUACUGCUGCUGGAACUUUAAACAGACUGUUAAAUUAUACAAACCCUGUGCCAACGUAUGUGCCCAAUCUGAGUCCUCCACCUGACAGUGAUAUUAAGCUCCCAGCUCAUGGCUUCUGCUGCCUGGAGUGUGGCGAUUCUUUUGGGCUAGAGAAGAGCCUCGCUUUUCAUUAUAGCAGGCGGAGUGUGCAUAUUGAAGUGACCUGCACCCACUGCUCAAAAACCCUUGUGUUUUUCAACAGGUGCGCGCUUCUAGCACACGCUCGAGAUCACAAGAAUAAAGGCAUGAUGAUGCAGUGCUCACAGUUAUUCAUGAAGCCAAUAGCUGUUGAUCAGAUGUCCAUGUCCAGUAAGCCUGAACAGUCUGCAACACAGACAGCUCAAGGAAAAAGCACUGUGCAUGCUCCCAAAAACAAUGCUGUCAUGCCUCUCUAUCCAGAUAAAGUUGUUCAGCCACUUAAAUGCCUGGAAUGUAAUAGGCAGAUGUUGGAUUAUACAGCACUCGCAGGUCACUUUCAAAGAGCAUCGACAGAGUCUGAGGGUUUGACUUGCAAAGUUUGCGCAAUGCUGCUUCCAAACAAGUGUAGCUACAGGGCCCACCAUCGAAUUCACACCAAAAAGUCUCCUUUCUGCUGCCCUGAAUGUGGUGCUCUUGGUCACUCUCUGGACUUUCAGAAGCAUGUAAAGGAGAACUGCCUACACUAUGCACGCAAAAUAGGUUAUUCGUGCCUGCAUUGUGAGACACUUUUCAUGUCAAUUCCUCUCCUAAAGAGUCACAUUGAGGAGAAGCAUUGUGAGGUCCUUUAUAAGUGCACCAUCUGUCCUGUUGCUUUCAAGUCAUCUGAUGGCUGCCACAUGCAUGUCAAGAGUAAGCAUGGUGGCAGUGAACCUUCGUAUCAGUUGAUCCACAAAUGCUCCUGUGAAACUGUUUUUAAGAAGAAACAGCUAUUGUAUCAACAUCUCCAUCAGCGCACAUGCAUAUUCAGGUGUCCUGAAUGCACAUCAUUCUUCAUGAAAAAAAUAGCGUUGGUGCAGCAUUUCAAGGGGGUUCAUGGAGGUGUCUUCAGAGGUGAAAAAUACCCAAAGGCUGAGACAGAGUCAGCUUCACAUAAACUGAAUAGUGUGUCAGCAAACCACCGGGCAAAGCUAACCAAACCCGGUAAUAAAGCUGUCCGAGAAGCUAGGGACUGCUCAAGUUCACAGAAGUCGAGCAGUUUAAAGAAAACCGGCUGGACCUGUGGAGAAUGUCUUCUGUGGAUGCCUGACAGGGAGACGUAUGUCAGUCAUAUGAAGACCAGCCAUGGAAAGUCAGUGAAAAGAAAUCCCUGCCGGUUAUGUGAAAGGUCCUUCAGUUCGUCCACAGGUCUCAGACGACACAUUCGUAUUGAUCAUGAUGGGAAGAAAAAAGUUUACACAUGCUGGUAUUGCACAAAUGAGAAAAUGACCUUCACCCAACUCUCCAUGCUAAAGAACCACCUCAGCUUAAUGCAUGGAAUCAAGAAUCCAGACAUCAGUCUCAUGGCUAAGUUAGCCUCUCAAGAGACAAGUAAAUCCAUGGGGUUGGGGCCUAAGAGAUCUGCAGCAAAAGACAGUGGGGAGAAAGGAGACAGUUUAACAUCAGACACCACUCCUUCCAAACGUCUGAAACCCCUUUUUCGCUGCGCCAAAUGUGGCCUCACAACUGGUGACCCAGUACAGUUCCAAAAACACAUACCUCAACACAAAACAGAUGCCGAUACACCCCAGUGCCAGAACUGUGGCCUGUGCUUCACAUCACAGGUGGCACUGAGCAGGCACCUCUACAUUGUGCACAAGGUGAAGGAACCCGAGGGGAACCAAAAGAACAGUCCAAGUGGAUUUACGCCAAAAUAUGAAACGGGCCUAUCUGAACUUCAGACUGAAAUGUGCAGCAAGACUUCACUGGCACUUCAGUCCAAUAGUGCUCUUUAUUCUGGCAGCAAAGUUCACACUGUGCAUGAAGGAAAGGAGUAAUUGACCUGUUCAGUCAGCAGCUGCUAUAUGUCUAACAGGUUUUCAGAGAGAAUGAUGGCUGGGCAUGCUUACCAACAGUGCAGUAUAUGCAGCAGACAAAUGUGAUUAUCAAAACACGUUGCCUUACAGUGAAUUCUAUAUUUAUCUUAAGCUAAUGAACUGUUUAGAACAAGUAGUUAAAAAAAAUCAUUGCAUCAUAUUCAUGACGUCAAGCAAUGCUGUUAAUGCAAUUAAUCUUCUCAUUUCCAUUCAUGUAUGUAGAUAAUCAUAAUUUAUUGUAUUUUUUAAUCAUUAUGGCAGCAUAAUUCUGUUAUUCUUUUAAGCAAAAUGUAUGUCUUUGGUACAGGCUACAUAUCUAUCAUAUGAAAUGUAUCUUUGGUACAUUAUACCGCUGGCUCAUCCAAAUGAAAUGUAAUGUAUGAAUUUAAUGUUAUAUUCAACAGACAUGCUGGACAGUCAUGCAGCACUUUGACCAUUUACAGGGUCACCAAAUAAGUAAUCAGGGCAUAACACAACGGAAUUGGGUACCUUUCAACAGCCAUAGAAAGAAUUUGAGAUGGUGCUUCUGGUAGCUAGCCAAGGAUGCUUCUGAACAAAUUCUGAACAAACAUAUUUGGGGGUCAGUGUAAGAUCUUUGUUCAGGUUGCAGCAAGCCUCUUUGAAAGGGGGACUAUGGAUAUUUUACAGUGUUUCUAAUGGAAAUCAGUAUUGUUACUUUUGGAGACCAUAUGGCAUACUUCAGAAAGGUGUUAAUGUAAACCCAGGUAUCUGCACUCAGAGAGGAUAUAUUUUCAUAUUCAUUCCAUUUACUAGUCUUGCUAGCAUUUAUAUUUAAUGAGCCAUUCUUACAAUCAAAAUAGCACUUUUGUAAAUGCAUAUAUGGAGUAACAGGACUUCACAACUUUAAUAUUUACUCAGAUCUAUAUCUUCACUCUUGUGAAAGAGUAUAUCGGUGCUGUCACACAAAACCUUGUAUCUUGCUGUGAUUCACUUUUUGACUUUUAAUCUGGCAGUUAUGUAAAUUUUUUAUUAUGAAUGGACCAGUAGAAAUGCUCCAGAAUGACUCCGUUGACUUUCCUUAAAAGUUAAGAAGGGUUCUUCCUUCUCCUGUAAAGUGAUCAUUUUAGAUACAAACGUUUUUUGUUUGACAGCGACUACAAGUUUCAUGUUUUUGUUCUUCAUAAAUGUAUUUUCGGAUUAUUAUAGUUUGUCUUUUAUUUUGUAUUUUAUUCUGAUUGUGUCUUGAUUAAAACUCUACAUCGGAAAUGUGUCUGCUGUUGACAAUUUUUGGAUAUACUAAUCAAUAUAUGCGCUGGUCAAUUUCAGUGUAAAAAGAUUUUAUUUCAAGUCAUUGCAGAGCAUUUAUAAUGGUUCAGUCAUAACUUAAUUCUGGCAUAACGUAAAUGGCAUAUGAUUGAAAUAAAACUGCCAAAAAGGAAAAACAAGGGUUUUGCAUGAUUGAUACCUGCUAGUUUAAUUGUCACAAUGCAGCAGUUUCAGUAAGUGACCUACAAUCAUCAUCGUAAUAAAACAAAAUGUCUUA
This is a messenger RNA of Astyanax mexicanus (Mexican tetra), 6702 nucleotides long. RefSeq names its product zinc finger protein 592 (gene znf592). The transcript is spliced from 9 exons. The coding region runs from base 1512 to 5159 and encodes 1215 amino acids. The record is from RefSeq and is a predicted model, not a curated record. NCBI's taxonomy places the organism in Eukaryota, Metazoa, Chordata, Actinopteri, Characiformes, Acestrorhamphidae.